This is a messenger RNA of Balaenoptera musculus (blue whale), 590 nucleotides long. RefSeq names its product ribulose-phosphate 3-epimerase-like. Gene Ontology annotation, biological process: pentose-phosphate shunt, non-oxidative branch; carbohydrate metabolic process; pentose-phosphate shunt. The coding region runs from base 3 to 590 and encodes 195 amino acids. The record is from RefSeq and is a predicted model, not a curated record. The transcript has a single exon. Gene Ontology annotation, cellular component: cytosol. Lineage: Eukaryota; Metazoa; Chordata; Mammalia; Artiodactyla; Balaenopteridae. Gene Ontology annotation, molecular function: D-ribulose-phosphate 3-epimerase activity; metal ion binding.
CCAUGGCGUCUGGCUGCAAGAUUGGUCCGUCCAUCCUCAACAGCGACCUGGCCAGUUUAGGGGCCGAGUGCCUUCGUAUGCUGGACUCUGGGGCCGAUUAUCUGCACCUGGAUGUAAUGGACGGGCAUUUUGUUCCCAACAUCACCUUUGGUCACCCUGUGGUAGAAAGCCUCCGAAAGCAGCUAGGCCAGGACCCUUUCUUUGACAUGCACAUGAUGGUAUCCAGGCCGGAACAGUGGGUAAAACCAAUGGCUGUAGCAGGAGCCAAUCAAUAUACUUUUCAUCUCAAGGCUACUGAGAACCCAGGGGCUUUGAUCAAAGACAUUCGGGAGAAUGGAAUGAAGGUUGGCCUUGCUAUCAAACCAGGAACUACAGUUGAGUAUUUGGCACCAUGGGCUAAUCAGAUAGAUACGGCCUUGGUUAUGACAGUGGAACCUGGGUUUGGAGGGCAGAAAUUCAUGGAAGAUAUGAUGCCAAAGGUUCACUGGUUGAGGACCCAGUUCCCGUCUUUGGACAUUGAGGUUGAUGGUGGAGUAGAAACGUUCUCUCGACCGAUGAAACCACAAGGGGUCCAGUGUUUCUGCUUAUGA